CCGUCUUCCCACAUCUCAUCUGCAAUUACCCACCAUCUCCUCCAUAUCCUCCGGCGAAACCCAGCCCCAGUCCACCCCACCGUCCGCAUCCAUGGCGCCCAAGGCCGAGAAGAAGCCGGCGGCGAAGAAGCCCGCGGAGGAGGAGCCCGCGGCGGAGAAGGCCGAGAAGACUCCCGCCGGGAAGAAGCCCAAGGCCGAGAAGCGGCUGCCGGCGGGGAAGUCGGCCGCCAAGGAGGGCGGCGACAAGAAGGGCAAGAAGAAGGCCAAGAAGAGCGUGGAGACGUACAAGAUCUACAUCUUCAAGGUGCUGAAGCAGGUGCACCCCGACAUCGGCAUCUCCUCCAAGGCCAUGUCCAUCAUGAACUCCUUCAUCAACGACAUCUUCGAGAAGCUCGCCGGCGAGGCCGCCAAGCUGGCGCGGUACAACAAGAAGCCAACCAUCACGUCCCGGGAGAUCCAGACCUCCGUCCGCCUCGUCCUCCCCGGCGAGCUCGCCAAGCACGCCGUCUCCGAGGGCACCAAGGCUGUCACCAAGUUCACCUCCUCUUAGGCUGUUCGUCUUCCUGUGUCUCGUAGUUAGCUGUUCGGGUGUGUUUGUGGCCGUGUUAUCCUGUAAGAAUCGCACCGCGAUGUUUCUGUAUCUCGAGAAAUGGUAAUGGUGCCUGCCUCAAUGUUCAGUACGUA
Molecule: messenger RNA, 684 nt
Organism: Triticum aestivum (bread wheat)
Lineage: Eukaryota; Viridiplantae; Streptophyta; Magnoliopsida; Poales; Poaceae
Product: histone H2B.1-like
Exons: 1
Coding region: 92-550 (152 amino acids)
Cellular component (GO): nucleosome
Molecular function (GO): structural constituent of chromatin; protein heterodimerization activity; DNA binding
Source: RefSeq, a predicted model, not a curated record